Messenger RNA from Annulohypoxylon maeteangense, 3601 nucleotides. RefSeq names its product KAR9-domain-containing protein. The transcript has a single exon. NCBI's taxonomy places the organism in Eukaryota, Fungi, Ascomycota, Sordariomycetes, Xylariales, Hypoxylaceae. Gene Ontology annotation, cellular component: mating projection tip; spindle pole body; cell cortex. Gene Ontology annotation, biological process: mitotic spindle orientation checkpoint signaling; nuclear migration along microtubule; establishment of spindle localization. The record is from RefSeq and is a predicted model, not a curated record. Bases 219 to 3452 code for a protein of 1077 amino acids.
GGAGAUCAUCCACUGUGGCUGCAUAGAGAAACAAGGAGCCCAUCGCCUGUGUCUGUGCAGUGCAGUAAGAAGUGGGCAACAACACAGACAGUUGCUUCAUCUGAAAAAAAGCGAGCGAGGGAUUCCAGGAUUAAGAAAAUAAAGAUAGAAAGGAAGGGGGGGAAAAAAGAAAAAAAAGUGAUAUAUACCACAAGAUAUCUAUCACCUAUUUUGGGUAAAUGACAGGCCCAUCUGGAGCCGGUCCAGCUGCAACAGCACCACCAGAUGCAGCAGCGGCAGCGACGGCGCCAGCUUCUUCUUCAUCACCGAACGACCAAGACCAAGGUCAAACCCAGAACCAAAGCCAAAACCAAAACCAACAUCAUAUCACCCGACCUACAUCCGACUCUUCUCGCCAAUCUCCCAUACCGACAGCCUCCGCUUUUUCGGAGCUAGGAUUGACUAACAUUCAACAACACAAUGCCGCCGACCCAUCGAUCCAACUUUUAGCAUUUUCUGACCUACCGUCCGAUCUAGUCCAGCUCAAACCUAUCCCCGCCGACAAUUACGCCAUCACCGCCGACAGCAUCAAUAAUUCUUCUACCAUCAAAGCUAAAAAUCAUCAGCCUCGUAAACCUUCUCCUGGAUUGGCUGCCCGUCUUAAGGCCCUAGGCUUCGGUACUCAGAGACAAUCAUCGCCUUCUGCCUUGACACCGAAUCACGAACACGUCGGCCGCCUACCAGAGGAUCAACUACGCUUUCUUGAUCGGAAGCACCAAGCCAAUUCAACCGAGACAGUCAUCGAACGACGCGGUCGUCCUUGGAAGGGUGCCGGUGCCCCUCUCCAGCUAUUGAGAUCUAAAUCUAGUCGCGACUCGUUUCGGAGGAAGAGCGCCGCGAGCGAGGACGAGAAGCCAUCACCGCCUCUAUCAGUUCAGGCCGAAUCAACUUCCAAGCCUGAGCUUCUACCUGAGAUAACUGAAGCACCGCCCUUGGAUAUGGACACUAACAAAUACCGAUUGCCCGACCACACGAAUGGAAAUGGCACCAAAGCGCAGCUGGAUACGCGUAGGGAACAUCUCGAGCGAGAUAUCCCUAUCCCUACCUUAGAAGUCGAAGAUCCCCAAACACCACCUCCCGUGCCAGCUAAGGACACACCGCCUGGAGGGACAGCCUCUGCCGAAUUUACAUCCGACCUACCUUCUUAUUUUAACCCGCUUGGGCUUCAACGGCCCGGGUCUAUUUACACAAUAUCUCGCGCCUCUUUUGCCAACCAACUAGCUCAACUUACCGCACUACAGCUGCCUGAUGCUGAAUUAUUGUCAAGCAAGGUUGCCGCCAUCCCUACCGCCCAGGCUGCAAAUAAGGCCUUGCUAGGUGCCGCCGAACAGAUACGGAGCUGGAUCUCGAAGGCCUCCGAGGUCAUCGGAGGUCUCGAUAGUGACGAUGAUGUGGAGUGGGCGGCGGCCGGUGGUCGAGAGGGGUAUGAAGAAGUGGAGAAUGCCAUCACGAGAUUUGAAGGACUUAUCAACGUCUACGUCACCGCAAUCGAAGAGCUCCAAAAUCGGCGAGAUAUCGCCAACGUAUCUAGCGAUGACUUACAAAAGGCGGUAACACAGAUGGAAGCUAUUAUGAGCGAAUGGAGUAAAAUCCGCUCUACUUUAAACAACGUCAAAGGCCAAGUCGAGACAGCCAUGGAAUGGGAGGAACUAUGGAACAUGGUUCUCGGCGACAUCCAAAAUGAAAUGGAUGAGUUGAGUCGAUUAAUAUUUGAAAUGGAAGAACGACGCCACAAGUCUAUAAUGGCGGUUUCUAAUGGGGAUGGAGUUGACAUUGGCGACUUGGAGACUAUCGUCGAGGAGACUCCGCCGGCCGUUAUGCGCAACAACAGAUACAGCGUUCCAUCGUUUCCACUUAGCCCCAGCUCUCCAGGAACUCCUACUCUUACCCAGGACGACUCGAGUUUACUUGCAUUAUUUGCAAGGAUGCAGCCUUUAAGGGCAUCCUUGGACUUUUUACCUAUGAGGCUGUCAGUAUUUGAGGCGAGAGCCUCUGGUGCCUUCCCAACAGCCUGUGAGGAGCUAGAAAUGAGAAGAGAAGGCUUGGAGGCUAGCUAUGUGAAGCUCGAGAAGGACGCCGAGUCCCUGAGAAAGGAGCUAGGGGAAGACAAGUGGGUUUUGGUAUUCCGUGGUGCCGGUAGGCAAGCCCAAAAGAUGAUCGAGUCUGUAGAUCGAAGCAUGGGUAAACUGCGCGAGUCUGUGGACCAGGGGUUGCAACUCUCAAGCCCUGCGGCGAUGAGCAAGAAGAUCGAAAGCUACGAGGCGAAAAAGAUGCAUUACGGGCCAGCAAUUGAGCGCGUGUUAUCCAUUAUCGAUAAAGGUGUUAAGGAUAGGCUUACCGUGAACGGUGAAGUUCUGAGGCUCCAUAACGAGUUACAGUCGAAGUGGGCAGAAGUUAGAGAGUCGAUGGCAACAAUGAGUGUCGUCUUGGAUGAGAUUCAAUCCUACAAGCAGAAUCAACAGCUGCGAGAUUCGAUUUCAAGUAUGCUGUCCAUCGACAGGUCUACCGUUGCUAGUGGCAACGAUACUCCGGGAAGUUCGCCUCCAUCGUCCGUCGUUAUGUCCAGCCUAGGCUUGGACCCGAUUACCCCGUCAUCAAAGAAUAAGAGACGUGCCACCAGUGGCGGUAGCCACCUACCUCAGCCUUCCACCGCCCGCAGAAGUAGUUCAAGUUUAGCCCCCCCACCUUCUCGACGCCCCCUCGGAUCUCGAUAUUCCACCUAUCAACCAAGCACCUCCAGCUUGAUGACGACGCCGCCCCGAAGCGGCAGCGCGACACCUAUGGCGACUCGACUUCCAAGAUCUACUUCUAAUGUUGCUGACAACCGCCCUCGAUGGAAUGCGUCCACAAACACCAACGAUUCAGACGUUGGACACAACUUCAAGCCACUCAGCCUUACUACCCCCAGCCCGUACGCUAGAAAGACCCCCACCUCAUCUUCAUCGAUAACCCCAACCUCCGGAGUUUCUAAACUCCCCCUCCGCAGUCCAUUGGGGAGGGCAACUUCGUCGUCACCGAUCCCCGAGGAUACGCCUCCUAGGAAAAGUACUUCUCGACUUUCGUUUCGCGAUCGCAUCCAUGCUGCUGCCUCCGGACAAUCUCCUGCUAAGCCUCGAUUCGUGACACAACUAUCUAAUUCUUCUUUUGAUAGUCGGAGAUCUUCACUCCAACCUCCAAGGCCGGGCAGUAGUAUCAAUGGCAAUUUUGGUGACCUAAGGCAGCGGCCGGCUAGUUCCCUGGCUACAACCAAUCGUCGCAGCAGUUUACUCCCUCAACCUAAGUCAAGGGCGGAUGAUGAAACUGGUCGCCAUAGCCCGCACGCCACAGCUGCCGCUCGCGCCGCUAUGCGAAAGGGUAAUAGUAUGACGGAGUCGAAACAGCCGAGGGAUAAUAAACCUCGUUGGCACUUUUGAGUAGCACACGCUCGCUUUAUUUUCCGAUCCGAUUUGUAGCUCACCAAGAGCAACGCGGCAGAAGGGGAUUUUGCCAUACCCCUUAUAACUCUCCUAUUUGUUAGAGGUUCGCUAGACGGACUUCGUCUCCUUGUGUUCGAUUCUACUCC